AUAUAUAGUAUUGAAGAUAGAUAGAUAUAUAAGGCUCAUGUUUAUUGGUCAUUAAAUUGAAGGCGUACUUAUAGUUUUAGUCAUAUCCGCCUCAAUCAAAGCAAUAGGUUGAUUCGUCUAUGAUAGAAGCUUCUUCUCUCCAUACGACACGUCUAACCUUUUUUUUUUUUUUGACAUUUUUUACUUUAACGACAGUCCACAAAAGAAAAAGCCAGAAUUCUAAAAAAUAAUUUUAUUAACUAAUUAAAAUAAACAAUAGGACAAUUUCGAGAAUUCUUUACCAGUUCGACAAUCUUGAUCGAAGAUACAAGUUUUAAUUUAUUUUACUAGUGGUAUCGUCAGCUUGUUGGAGGGUCCUUAACAAACGAACUAGUUUGGUAUUAUUAUUUGUUUGUUUGUGUGAGUUGAUCUUUAUUACUAUUUUUUGUUAAUAUAGGUUUAUAAAUAGCCAGUUUUUUAUUCAAUAUCUAGUUAUCAAAUAACAAAAAUAUAUUCAUAACAUGAGAGAUUAUAAAGUAGUUGUAUUGGGUACUGGUGGGGUUGGUAAAUCAUCAAUAACAGUACAAUUUGUACAAGGAGUAUAUGUUGAAAGUUAUGAUCCUACUAUUGAAGAUUCUUAUAGAAAACAAAUUGAAAUCGAUGGGAGAGCAUGUGAUCUAGAAAUCUUGGAUACUGCUGGUGUAGCUCAAUUCGUAGCAAUGAGAGAAUUAUAUAUAAAGAGUGGUAAAGGAUUUUUAUUAGUUUAUAGUGUAACUGAUGAAAAUUCUUUAAAGGAAUUAUUAGAAUUAAGAGAAUUAGUAUUAAGAAUUAAGGAUUCUACAAAUGUUCCUAUGGUAUUAGUAGGUAAUAAAUGUGAUUUAGAAGAUGAUAGAGUAUUAUCUAUUGAAGAUGGUGUUAAAGUAAGUCAAGAUUGGGGGUUAGUUCCUUUCUAUGAAACAAGUGCAAUGUAUAAAACUAAUGUUGAAGAAGCAUUUAUUGAUGUAGUAAGACAAAUAAUGAGAAAAGAAGCUGUAACUAAUGCUGAAAAGAAACAACAAAAGGAAUUACAGAAACAAAAAGAAUUAGAAUUAAAACAACAACAAAAUCAACUGCAAUCAUCUGGACAAUCAAAUGACCAUACACUAAGGAAUGAAAGUGAUACCAUUAUUAAUGCAAGAUUAAACCAAUCAUUGAAUGAUCCAUCUAAAACGGUAACAAAAAGCAGGUGUUGUACCAUCAUGUGACAACCAAACCAACAGAUUGUACAAUCAUAGUCCUUUAAGAAUUGUUUGAACAAUGGCUCAAAUAUCUCUUCUUCAAUGUAUCAUUAUAAUGAAAAUAUAUUAGGCUGUCUUUCAUAUACUUCCAUAAAAUUGAGAAGAGUUGAAACAUAUCUAUAUUUUAAGAUAUGAUAUGUGUGUAAUUUUAUAUCUUAGCUGGUCUAUUCUUAAUAUUUUAAUACUUCGCAUUUAUAGUGCAUCUCUUGGUAGUGUAUAUCCUGAUUCGUACAUUUAAUAUACCAUUUAUUUAUAUAAU
Messenger RNA from Scheffersomyces amazonensis, 1515 nucleotides. RefSeq names its product Ras family GTPase (gene RSR1). Gene Ontology annotation, molecular function: GTP binding; GDP binding; GTPase activity. The transcript is spliced from 2 exons. The record is from RefSeq and is a predicted model, not a curated record. Gene Ontology annotation, cellular component: plasma membrane. Gene Ontology annotation, biological process: signal transduction. Lineage: Eukaryota; Fungi; Ascomycota; Pichiomycetes; Serinales; Debaryomycetaceae. Bases 501 to 1223 code for a protein of 240 amino acids.